AUGCUGGUCCCAACACUGAUCUCAACUCUUGUCGCCGUGCAGGCCGUGUCGAGUUCUCCUGUCCCGGCGCCAACAGGCUACAUUCCAACGGCCCAGACAUUCUGGUGGGAUGAUGUGUAUCCGCCAAUUGGCCACCUGGCGACCCUCUCCCACCACCACCUUGCAGACCGCGCGCAGUACAAGAACCUCAUCGCGUACCCGAGCGCUGGCAAAGGUGGCUACUGGGUACAAGACUAUCCUGGAAUGUUACGGCUGUCCCCGGGCCAAAUGAUGCCUCACAACGGCGGCAACCUCACAGCUGUACACCGCUAUGGCGAGGACACUGCAGUGAUGCGACUGCCCGAGGGCUUUACUGAGAACCGGAUACAGUUCCGGUUUCUUCCCCCAGUAAGCCCUGGAAAGGACAAUGUCCUCUUCAUCGUGAGCGACCAGUGCCCAGGCGCACCACACGACACAGUGGCUGCUUGUGUGGUGGCCGUGUCAGAGCCAUUCGAGGUCAAGUGCCGAGGGACGGUGCCACCGGAUCUGCAGAAGGAGGAGGGCUCGCCUACUCUGUCAGCGACCGAGGGGCAGGUGGUGAUCAGUUUCGUAAGGAGUGUAUUCAGCGCAAUGGAACUGUGGGCUUAG
Apiotrichum porosum is the source of this 627-nucleotide messenger RNA. RefSeq lists its product as uncharacterized. NCBI's taxonomy places the organism in Eukaryota, Fungi, Basidiomycota, Tremellomycetes, Trichosporonales, Trichosporonaceae. The transcript has 3 exons. The record is from RefSeq and is a predicted model, not a curated record. Bases 1 to 627 code for a protein of 208 amino acids.